This is a messenger RNA of Nycticebus coucang (slow loris), 2814 nucleotides long. RefSeq names its product sulfotransferase 2A1-like. Gene Ontology annotation, molecular function: sulfotransferase activity. The coding region runs from base 47 to 940 and encodes 297 amino acids. Gene Ontology annotation, cellular component: cytoplasm. The transcript is spliced from 5 exons. Lineage: Eukaryota; Metazoa; Chordata; Mammalia; Primates; Lorisidae. Gene Ontology annotation, biological process: sulfation. The record is from RefSeq and is a predicted model, not a curated record.
UGUCUGCAGCUGAAACCCUAACAGGGAGCCCUACAACCCGAUCAUCAUGUCAGACGACUUCUGGUAUGAAGGGAUCCCUUUCCCACGGGUCUUCUGUAGUCCUGAACUCCUCAGAAAAGCCCAAGAAGAGUUUGUCAUAAAGGAUGAAGAUGUCGUGACAGUAACUUUCCCCAAAUCAGGAACACACUGGUUGAUUGAGAUUCUCGGCUUGAUUCACUCCAAGGGGGAUACCAAGUGGAUUCAGUCUGUUCCCAUCUGGGAACGCUCACCCUGGAUAGAGACUGAGCUUGGGUUUACAGUAGCAAAUAAGGAGGGCCCACGCUUGCUCAGCUCCCACCUCCCUAUCCAUCUCUUCCCCAAGUCUUUCUUCAGUUCCAAGGCCAAGGUGAUUUAUGUCAUCAGAAAUCCCAAGGAUGUUAUUGUAUCUGGUUAUUUCUACUGGAUUUCAGUGAAUUUCUCUAAGAAACCCAAGUCAGUGGAACAGUUUCUUGAAUGGUUCCUGGAAGGAAAUGUGCCAUAUGGGUCAUGGUUUGACCACAUUCGUGGCUGGGUGUCCAUGAGAGAGAGGGAGAACUUCCUGAUGCUGAGUUAUGAAGAGCUGAAACGGGACACAGAAGGAACUGUGGAGAAGAUCUGUCAGUUCCUGGGUAAGAAGGCAGAGUCAGAAGAACUCAGCCUAAUCCUCAAGAACAGCUCCUUCCAGGCCAUGAGAGAAAACAAGAUGUCCAAUUACUCCCUGCUGGGUGAUGCUUAUUUAGUUCACAAAAACCCACUUCUGAGAAAAGGUAAGAGAAAAUUCUCUGGUUUCAAAAUGUCCCAGAAUACAUGGGGGGCUUUCUUAUGCUUACAACAGGUGCUAACAGCUGAGAUGAAGAAGGGUUUGAACGUAUUCAAUGCAAAUUGCUCACCCCCCAGAGCAUUUCCCCUGUCCCCUCAUUAGGGGGUCUCUUAUCAUGGUGCUGGUGGGGGCUGCAGGCACUUGGAUAAAGUUCAACCAUCAUGAGAUGGUACCUGGGUGAUGAGAAGUUAUUUAGAUUCUCUCUCCUCAAAAUCUGGCACAGGAGGAUGUUCAGGGUGUAAACAGUGACCAGGUUACUUAGCACCUCCUGCCAGGCUUGCAAGCUGUGAUUGAUCUGGGGAAGGAGGACAGAGUUGGGUUGGUCACACAGGAGCUACCCCAUUGGGAAAUUAAUGUAGGAAACUAUCCUUCAGAAAGGCAUGAAUGAAGGAUUGACUUAGCUGGAAAAAGGAGAAGAGAGGCUUUGCUAUCUGACAUGGUGAGGACCCUGUGAUUAAAAGUUGUCCAUGUCCUCUCUUCACUUGGGCUCAAGACAAAUGGAAAUGCAUUUUGUGUGGAAGUCAAGAAUCCAUUUUUUCCAAAAUCUUACACUUCACAUAUAUGGGUAAUGGUGCUUCAUGGAAGGAAGUAAUCAAAUGAUUGUAAGGCAUCAAAGGACCUUGAACAGGUCAGGGCCUCUGCUGCCCCAGCGUCCAGUAGAACAGAGACCAGGAAGGUCAAUCUUAAGCCCUAACAUCUAAUGGAAUUGGUCCUGCUGGAUUGUGUGGAUUGCUGGGGUACCAUGACCUCUUCCUUAUUUCAAAUUACUCUCUUUGGAAUGAGAAGAUUUACACCAUGCCUGUCCCACCAUUUCAUUUUGAAAGCAGGUAACUUGUCUGGUUUCACAGGUUAGCAGCUAGAGAGGAAUUUUACCUCCAAAUCAAUCAUACCUCAGGUCUCACUCAUGCUUCUGUAAGACUUAGGGGAUAUUACAGGAGAUUUUAGGCUUAGAUUUGAUGCUGGAAUAGGUUAGGACUUUGGGACUGCCGAGAUUGUGUGCAUUCUAUGUACUUUGCAUGUGAGAAGGACAAGGACGUUGGGGCGUGGAAGGCAAAGUGACAUGGGCCUUUUAGGGUAGAUCCUAACACAAUAUGCCUGCAUCCUUAGAAGAAGAGGAAACGUGGACACACACACAUACAGACGCAGAGAGGACAUGAAGGAGCAAUGGAUGUUUACAGGGUACCAGUUACAUAGUAGACCUUCUGCUCUAUCAAUUCUACUAUAUUAGUUUAAAUUUUAUAUUUAUGUAAUAUAUAAUUAAAUUAGGUAUAAAUAUCUGUUAUUGUAUAUUACCUAUUUAUUAUCCUGGUUUAUGUAAAUAUUAAUCUGUAUGAUAUACAAAUAAUGAGCCAAGCUUGUAAUAAAGAGUAGGACUUCCAGCAAGAAAACCUUUAGCUUCAAAUUCACACCCAUCAUUUUAACCAUGGAAGCUCUCAGGUCUUUCAGUCUCUUCUGUUCAAAAAAAUGAAAUAUUAGUACCUUGUGUAAUAUUUUUUUCUUUUUUGGUACAGAGUCUCACUCUAUCGCCCAGGCUAGAGUUUAGUGUUGCAACCAUAGGUCACUACAGUCUCAAAUUUCUUGGCUCAAUCAGUUUUCCCACCUCAAUCACUGGAGUUGCUGGGACUACACACACACAAGCCACAACAUGCAGCCUAUUGGUUCUUAUUUUUAGUAAGGGUGGGGGUCUCCCUAUGUUGCCUAGGAUAGCCUUGAACUUCUGGGCUCUCGCCAUUCUCCCAGCACAGCCACCCUGCUAACUAGGAUUACAGGCCUGUGUCACCAUGUCCCGCCUUCAUUUCUUUAUUCUUUUAUUCAUUCUUUCAACAAGUAUUCCUUUAGUACUUACUAUAUGUCUGUCCUUCUUUGAAACAUUAAAUAUUUCACAAUUGCAAAUAAAAGUUAAGACUUCAUAAAAUUUAGAUAUAAUAUAUUACAGAAACAUGCUCCACACACAGCCACAAAGCAGAAACGCAUAG